Molecule: messenger RNA, 3009 nt
Organism: Maudiozyma barnettii
Lineage: Eukaryota; Fungi; Ascomycota; Saccharomycetes; Saccharomycetales; Saccharomycetaceae
Exons: 1
Coding region: 1-3009 (1002 amino acids)
Biological process (GO): RNA export from nucleus; protein import into nucleus; post-transcriptional tethering of RNA polymerase II gene DNA at nuclear periphery
Cellular component (GO): nuclear pore cytoplasmic filaments; nuclear pore
Molecular function (GO): structural constituent of nuclear pore
Source: RefSeq, a predicted model, not a curated record
AUGUUCGGGAAUAAUAACAGAUCAAUGUUUGGUGGGAAUAAUACUCAAUCGCAACCAUUAGGAAACACUAAUAAUAAUAAUGCAUUCGGUAAUAAUACGAAUCAAUUUGGUAAUAACGGUGGUGCUAUGAAUAAUGCUCAGAGUGGGUUUGGUGGAUUUGCUUCUACUCAGAACAAACCAAUGUUUGGAAACACCAAUAACAAUAAUGCAACAAACACUGGAGGCAAUAUGCUUGGACAGAAUCAAAACUCAGGAUUUGGCGGUGGUAUGAAUAAUACUGGUAAUGCAUUUGGAAGUAAUGUAAAUGCAAAUACUUCUGGAUCGGGUAUGUUUGGAGCCCAAACCAAUACUAAUAAUACCAGUAAUACAUUUGGAAAUAAUACUAAUAACAAUAAUGCAUUCGGAGCCACUAACUCAACUAAUACUACAGGUUUCGGUAACAACAAUAAUAAUAAUGUAUUUGGAAUGAAUAAACCUUCAACUGGUAUGUUUGGCCAAAAUACCGUAGGUAAUAACAUUACUCAGUCAUCUAUGUUUGGUCAGAACAACAACAAUACUAAUAAUAAUAACAGCGGUAAUUCGAUGUUUGGUCAAAACAACAACUCUUUCGGAAUUAGUACAUUAGGUGGAAUGAAUAACAACAACAAUAAUCGAACACAGACACAGACAAAUGGUUUGUUUGGUAACACUAACACUAACACUACCAGUAUAAAUAGUCCGUUCGGUAACACUAACAAUACUCAAUCCGCCGGUCUAUAUGGACAAAACAACCAACAACAACAACAACAAGCUGGGACAUUUGGUCAAAAUAAUAAUAACCAACAACAACAACAAGGUGGAUUGUUUGGUAACAAACCAACUACUAUGGGAUUUGGUAAUCAAAAUAAUUCAGGUUUUGGAAAUACAAACCAACAGCAAACUGGAAUGUUUGGUCAAAAUAACAACAAUAGCGCCAUGGCUGGUAAUAACGCUGGUAUGUUUGGUCAAAAUAACCAGGUAAGUUCUGGGUUUGGUCAGCAGUCCUCAGGUGGGUUAUUUGGAAAUAAACCAGCUACUGGUGGUCUGUUCGGUCAAAAUCCACAACCGCAGCAACAGCAACAGCAACCAGGUGGUUUAUUCGGACAAACUAACUCAAUGCAAAAACCUGGUGGACUUUUUGGUCAGAAUAAUCAGCAACAACAGCAAGGUGGUCUGUUUGGAAAUAAACUAUCAACAGGAGGAUUAUUUGGUAAUAACCAACCACAGCAACAACAACAAGGUCAACUGAAUACUUCGGCUGGCGGGUUAUUUGGUAGUAAACCAGCUACGGGUGGUUUGUUUGGGAACAAUAAUAUGGGUCAGCAGAAUCAGUCAACGGGAUUUGGUAAUUCGUUUGGUUCAAAUACAAUGAAUACAGCCACCCAGAACAACACUUCUGUUGGUGGUUUAUUUGGUAAUAAACCUGCAACUACUACUGGUGGUGGUCUCUUUGGUAACAAUAAUAACACUCUCGGUGCACAAUCCGGUUCAACAUUCGGUACAAAUAAUACUACUUUGGGUGGUAAUAAUAUGGGUGCAACUACUAGUGGUUUAUUCGGUGCAAAACCUGGAAAUACUACAUCUGGAUUUGGAACAACCCAACAGACAAAUACGGCAACGGGUGGACUCUUUGGAGCUAAACCGAUGGGUACUUCAUUUGGGCAAGCUCAACCUGCGUCAGCAACCACAAGUGGUGGUUUGUUUGGUGCUAAGCCGUCCACUAUGGGUGGUCUAAAUAACACUGUUGGUGGGACGGUUGGUUCAGGUAUGUUUGGGAAUAGUACAACGACCAAUACUCUUGGUUCAAGUACAACAGGAACAAACACCCUUGGGGGUGGACUGUUCGGAAAUAAAGCUGCUCCAAAUAAUGGUCCUUUAAGUACUGUCGGUGGAUUAACUAUGGGUGCUUCAAACCAACCAGCCAUUAAUUCCAAUUUGAACAAUUUGUUUUUGAAUGGUACUCUUCCUGAAUCAAUCACACAACCUAAUAAAACAUCCAUUGUUAGAGUUAGUGCUGAUAAUAAAAUGAAUACAACAUUAACCAAAGCUUAUAGAUUGGCACCUAAAGUGUUGUUCUCUACCAAACAGUUGGCUUCGUUGAAUAGAACUUCAAUGAGAUCUUCAGAGUCGACUAUUACAUCAGGUACAACUAAUGACGGUGCACUAUCGUUGGGGACUAAGACUGAAUCUGAGAUAAAUGCAUUAAAUGGUGCUACUCCUUUAAAAUUAUUGUUUAGCCCAGAUAAAACAUCAAUGAAAUCUUUGAUUGUUAGGAAGAAACUAGAGAAUACCGAUGAGAAUGUAGCUGAGGCCAACACAGUAAAGCAAAUUACCUUUAAUAAUCCAUCUACCUCUUCAAGUCCUCAGAAGACAGCCGCAUUUGAGAUUCCAUCUGAUGAAGAAAAAGAGCAAGAACAAGAAAGGAUUAAUGAGCUAGAUGAUGAUAAUUCAAGUACAGUCUCUGCUCUGUUACCAGAGAAGGGUACUCCACAAUAUAUUAAAUUGCAUACAGCAUUAAGCGAUGAUGUCGAAUUUUUAGAUGAUAAUUAUUAUAUUUCACCAUCUUUAGAUACUUUGAAAUCAAAAUCUUUACUUGAUUUAAGACAAGUUGAUAAUUUAAUUGUUGGUAAUACCAAGUUUGGUAAAAUGGAAUUUUUAGAACCAGUAGACUUAUCCAAUGUUCCAUUAAAUCUAUUGUGUGGUAAUAUUAUUAAUUUCAGUCCUAAUGAAUGUUUAGUCUAUUCGAAUUCUUCAUCUGUUCCAGAACCUCAUGAUGGAUUAAACGUUAGAGUUAGAAUCUCUAUAUACAAUUGUUUCCCAAGAGAUAAAUCAGAUAGAAAAAUUAUUACAGACAUUACACAUCCUGCAUUUACUCAAAUUGUUGCCAAAUUGAAAAAGAGUCACGACAAAUAUGCGAAGUUUGAAAGUUAUGAUCCGUCAACUGGUACAUAUACAUUUAUUAGAGAGCACGCUGUCAUUAGCGUUCCAUGA